GAAUACAUCUACUUUAAAGACAGAUUACAAUGAAGCAAUUAUUCAUAGAACAAGAUGGAUUCUUCUGGUUGAUGAUUUCCCUCUUCUCCUAAAGAAUAUCACAACAGCAUUAAUAAGUACAUAUUCUUUGCUACUAAUAUCUUUUUACAUAGAAAUCCAGAAGAGGUUAGUUAACUGAUAUAUGGCUGCUUUGCAAAACUUCACCCAUUCUCUGGAAGAGACUUUCAAGAAGAUUUUCAUUGACUAUAUGAACAAUUGGCACAGAAAUACCACAAUGGAACAAAAGGUUUUGCAAGAUCGAGUUGAUGCUGAAAAUUUAGAUUAUGUAAUUUUGUAUCUUAUGGUAAUGAUUGGAAUCUUCUCUUUUAUUAUUGUGGCAAUUUUAAUAAGCACAGUGAAAUCAAAGAGACAAGAGCAUUCCAAUGACCCUUAUCAUCAGUAUAUUGUGGAUGACUGGAGCGAAAAGCUAAAAAACCAGAUUCUUUUCCAAGAUGAUCUUAAAGCCAUUGUCCAUGAAAAUUGUGGAGCGAAGGGCAAAUGUAAUCCAUAAUCACCAAAAACUGAAUUAAGUAUUGAGUAACUGGGAUCCCUAAUUUAAUGGCUUUAAAAUGAGUAUGCUAGAACUUGUAUUCUAUACAUAAUUAUAGGAUAUUCAAUUAUGUUAAUUAUUAAGAUUCAAUAUCUAAUUAUUAAGAUUCAAUAUCUAGGCAGAGCAUCAAAACAAAGCUUUCUAGACAUCUUCAUCAGCUCAAGAAAUUACAAAGUGGGUUAAAUUAGGGAAGCUAGUUUACAUUCUGAAAUUCUAGGCACUCUUUUAAGAAUUUUUACAAGAUUGAGUGAUUAAAUGAAGAUUCUUCAAAGAAAUUAUAACAAAUUAUAAAAAUACAUUGACUGCUUUGUUGAAGAAAACGGGUGAUUCUACCCAGACACCAUGAUAUUCUUUUUAGAGGGAUUUUUAAUCUUCACCACCAUCACCACCACUCUAUUUUUCUGUCUGUGUGCUUCAACUACCCUGCCAAUAGAAGAAACCAGAGGACCAAAACUCUGUCAUCUCCAACUCUGUCCUUCUUCAUGAAGCUGUAAGUGAACCCUUCCUGCUCAGUAAAACCCUUGGAAUCUGCCACCCAGGAAGAGAGAAAAAAACUGCAAUAAUUAUCUUUGGGUCUCUAGACUAAAAGACUGGCAAUUUGAGAGGCAAGAAGCAUGUAAUGGAGUGAGCUCCUGUUCUUGCCCAAGCUCCUGACAAGCUAACAAUUCAAAAGCUUACCAAUGCUAGUAGAUAAAUAGGUAUCACUUCAAUGGGGCAGUAACAAAUCCCGUGCACCUUGGCUUAUAGUCAUGCUGGUCACAUGACUAUGGAAAUGACUUUGGAAAAUGCUGGCUCCUUUGGCUAGGAAACGAAGAUGGGCACCACCCCUUAGAGUCAGAAUCAAUUGGACAGGGGAAACCUUUACCUUAUUGAUUUUAUGAAAUGGAUAUCAGAGCUUCUUCUGUGAAUCAGAUGAAAAACACAGUAAGAUGAAUCAAUAGGAUUUCACCCUUUACUAAGGAACUUAUUAAUAGAAUAUCUGAAAGUUUUGUUUUAUAUAACCUAAAAUUACAGUUCUUUUAUGACUGUAUGACUUUUAUGACAUUCAGUCUACUUAAAAUCCAUUAACACUGUGAGUUGUAGCUGUUAUAUGAUAAUCUGAUACUUUUAAAUGUAUAAAGGUUAUUACUAUAUAUAGUAGAGCUUUUUGUUUAGAGGCUUCUUAUCUUUCAGUAGUCUACACAGUGAUUAAUUAUACUUUGCUUAAUAAAUAAAGUUUCUCAAUGCAAAGAAAGAAAAAA
Molecule: messenger RNA, 1830 nt
Organism: Thamnophis sirtalis
Lineage: Eukaryota; Metazoa; Chordata; Lepidosauria; Squamata; Natricidae
Gene: KCNE2
Product: potassium voltage-gated channel subfamily E regulatory subunit 2
Biological process (GO): membrane repolarization during action potential; regulation of heart rate by cardiac conduction; regulation of ventricular cardiac muscle cell membrane repolarization
Cellular component (GO): membrane; voltage-gated potassium channel complex
Molecular function (GO): transmembrane transporter binding; voltage-gated potassium channel activity involved in ventricular cardiac muscle cell action potential repolarization; delayed rectifier potassium channel activity
Source: RefSeq, a predicted model, not a curated record